AUGGAUACAACCAAUCCAACCAUUGAGGCAAUUCUGGUACUUACUGUAGACAACUUGUCCAGGUGGAAAACCCAAAUCACCGCUUUCUUCAAACUUGGCACUGUGAAAGAAAAUAUUCUCAAGGGUGAACCAUUACUAGAAGAGAUGGAUAACACUAUCCUCUGUGCACUUUUACUCACAAAGUAUUGUGGACCACCCACAGCAAUGGUUAACUUGACCAACAAGAACAAUGCUCUCCUGAUUUGGAAGAGUAUUAUGAAACACUUCAUGCCCUCUGAACUUUCCAAUCAAGCUCAGGUCUGCAACCAACUUCCCAAUAUCACCUUUGACUGGAGCAACAUUGAAAACAGCUUUGACAACAUCAAGCAAAGCAUCACCCACUCAAAGAAUGGAAAGAAUAUCAAACCCAAGACUCUCAUCAAUCAUCUCAAGAUCCACCUGAAUGAGCAGAAGGUGGCCAAUGCCAGCACUAGUCAAAAUGUCACUCAGGCAAGUUCAGUUACUGGUUUCAUCAAUGCUGAGAAUAAAUUUGAUAUCUUAGGCCAUCUUGAGCCCCAUAAUAUAGAUAUUACCCUUUAUAUGGGUAAAAAGCGUAAUAUUGGUAUUAUGGUGCUGAAAGUAGCCCAUUAUCUCAAAUUUUGUUGUACUAACAUUGAAAUCAGUAGUUGA
Messenger RNA from Puccinia graminis f. sp. tritici CRL 75-36-700-3, 669 nucleotides. RefSeq lists its product as uncharacterized. The coding region runs from base 1 to 669 and encodes 222 amino acids. The record is from RefSeq and is a predicted model, not a curated record. NCBI's taxonomy places the organism in Eukaryota, Fungi, Basidiomycota, Pucciniomycetes, Pucciniales, Pucciniaceae. The transcript is spliced from 3 exons.